Messenger RNA from Nicotiana tabacum (common tobacco), 987 nucleotides. Lineage: Eukaryota; Viridiplantae; Streptophyta; Magnoliopsida; Solanales; Solanaceae. The record is from RefSeq and is a predicted model, not a curated record.
AUGCAUAUUGCCAACAACAUUAAGAGUACUAUUCCACAAACAGAAAGUUCCAGGGAAUACUUGAAGUUUGUGGAAGAGUGUUUUCGUUCUGCAGAUAAGGCUCUCGCUGGAAGAAAACCUAGUUUAAGGCACAUGUAUGUUUGGGGUUGCCCAGCGGAAGCUAGAGUUUAUAAUCCACAAGAAAAGAAAUUAGAUUCUCGAACAGUAAGUGGUUACAUUAUUGGUUAUCUAGAGAAAUCUAAAGGGUAUGUAUUUUACUAUCCAAACCAUAGUUCGAAAAUUGUUGAAACCAAUAAUGAAAGAUUCAUUGAGAAUGGUGGAGUUAGUGGGAGUGUUAAAAAGCAAAGUGUGGAUAUAAAAGAUGUGAGGGUGAAUAUUCUAUUACCUACGAAUGUACCUACUUCCACACAACCAAAUAUUAUUUCAGUUGUUGAAAAACACUUUGACAACACCGAGCAACAUUUGGAUGAAAUGCUUUAUGAAGAAACUAACUCACAAAUAUCUGACACAAAUGAACCACAAGAAAUGCCAUUAAGAAAAUCUCAAAAAAAAGCUGCAAAGAGGUUUUUGAGGUACCUGAAAGAAACGAAGGAUUACAUGCUCAUGUAUAGGAGAUCCAAGCAUUUGGAAGUUGUUGGAUACUCGAAUUCAGAUUUCGCUGGAUGCAUUGAUACUAGAAAAUCCAUAUUUGGUUAUUUGUUCCAAUUAGCUGAAGGAGCAAUAUCAUGGAAGAGUGACAAACAGCCUUUCAUUGCUACAUCCACGAUGGAAGCAGAAUUUGUGGCAUGUUUUGAAGCCACAAUUCAUGCAUUAUGGCUGCAAAACUUUAUUUCAGGAUUUGGGGUUGUCGACACCAUUACCAAGCCGCUCAAAAGUUACUGUGAUAAUUCUGCAGUAGUAUUCUUCUCCAAGAACGAUAAGUACUCCAAAGGUGCCAAAUAUACGGAAUUAAAGUACUUUACCAUCAAGGAGGAAGUUCAGAAAUAA